Messenger RNA from Neltuma alba, 435 nucleotides. Its product is annotated as L10-interacting MYB domain-containing protein-like. The transcript has 2 exons. Lineage: Eukaryota; Viridiplantae; Streptophyta; Magnoliopsida; Fabales; Fabaceae. The record is from RefSeq and is a predicted model, not a curated record. Bases 1 to 435 code for a protein of 144 amino acids.
AUGGCCCAAAUUUAUAACAAACAUCGUCAAGGAUCCUCGUUUACAAAGCCAGGCUGGGACAACAUUCACAAAACAUUCAAUGAAAAGACAGGGAGAGGAUAUGAGAAGAAACAACUGAAAAAUAGAUUGGAUAACCUGAGGAAAGAGUGGAAGCUAUUUGAGCAGCUAAUUGGUAAGGAGACUAGCAUAGGGUGGGACCCUGAAAGGAACACAGUGGUGGCACCUGAUGAGUGGUGGGAGAGAAAGAAGCGGGAAAAUCCAGCAUACGAAAAUUUUAGGCAGCAUGGGUUAAAAUUUCGGACAGAAUUAGAAACUCUAUUUAGGGGCACUAUGGCAUCAGGACAAGAUAUGUGGUCACCUUCUUCAACCCAACCUGAGCCACAGCCUGAGCCACAGCCUGAGCCACAGAGGACUGAGCAGUCAAAUGAUUACUGA